AUGCCUACCAUUGGAGUUGAUAAGCAGGACCUUUUUGAUCUGCUGGGGAAAUCCUACACGACCAAGGAGUUUGACGAGCUAUGUUUCGAGUUCGGGAUCGAGCUGGAUGAAGACACCACCGACGACUGUCAACCGGGCGAGAGACCUCAGCUCAAAAUUGAGAUUCCGGCCAAUCGCUACGAUAUGCUUUGUAUCGAAGGUAUUGCCAAGGCUUUGAAUGAGUAUCUCGGUCGCUCUACUCCUCCAGUCUAUAAGCUAAAGCCAUUGAAACCCGUCGAGACGCUCACCAUCAAGGAGUCCACUCUAGCAGUGAGACCGUAUGCUGCUGCUGCCAUCCUGAGGGGUAUCAAGUUUACUCAAAGGUCGUAUGACUCUUUUAUCUCCCUCCAGGACAAGUUGCACACCAAUCUGUGCCGUAACAGAACACUUGUUGCAAUGGGAACCCAUGAUUAUGACAAGAUCGAGGGCCCAUUCACCUACGAGGCCCUCGAGCCUUCAAGUUUCAAGUUCACGCCUUUGAACCAGACGAAGGAGAUGACAGGAGCCGAACUCAUGGACUUCUACGAGAAGGAUAAGAACCUCGGCAAGUACUUGCACAUCAUUCGCGACUCGCCUGUGUACCCAGUCAUUUUGGACAAGAACAGAAAUGUCUGCUCGAUGCCUCCUAUCAUCAACUCUGACCUUAGCAAGAUCACUCUAGAGACCACUAAUGUGUUCCUGGAUAUCACUGGAACCGACAGGACCAAACUGGAGAUUGUCGUGAACCAGCUGGUGGCCAUGUUCUCGGUCUAUUGCUCCGAACCUUUCACCAUUGAGCCUGUUCAAGUGGUUUCCGAGCACAACGGCCUCACCAGAGCGUACCCUUCUGUUGAGCCAAGAAUAAUGCAGGCCGAGAUCCCAUACAUCAACUCGUGUCUUGACCUCAAGCUGACCCCGGAGCAGAUCUCCGCGUUGUUGGCCAAGAUGGCACUAGAAUCGUCGGUGUCUAAGUCGAAUCCACUGGUUCUGGACGUUUCCAUUCCAAUCACCAGACCAGAUAUCCUACAUCAGUGUGACAUAAUGGAGGAUGCUGCCGUGGGAUAUGGCUUCAACAACCUCAAGAAGACUGACGUCAAGUCGGCGCUGCUGCUUGCUAAGGCGUUGCCCAUCAACAAGGUUUCUGACAUCUUGAGAUUGGCUUCUGCGCAAAGUGGAUGGUCGGAAGUGCUGCCUUUGACUCUGUGUUCGCACGAUGAGAACUUCAAGUUCUUAAGACAGGUUGACGACAACACCAAGGCGGUCAAGUUGGCCAACCCCAAGACCUUUGAGUACCAGGUGGUGAGGACUACACUGCUUCCAGGUAUCCUCAAGACGGUUAAGGAAAACAGAAAGCACUCGUUGCCAAUCAAGGUUUUCGAAAGUGGUGACAUUGUGCUCAAGGACCCAUCGCUUGAAAGAGGAGCUUUCAACAAGCGUAACUGGGCUGCCAUUUACGCAGGUAAAACAUCUGGUUUCGAGUAUGUUCAAGGUCUGUUGGGUAAGAUCAUGCAGACAAUGAGAACGACGUGGAUUGCUGACCCAGCCAAGGAUGACUCCAGAGGUUACUGGAUCGAGGAAGACCCAGCCAACCUGACCUUCUUCCCAGGUAGAGGGGCCAAGAUCUUUUUCAGGGCUGUCCAAGGUGGUGAGGCCCAUGUGAUUGGUGCUCUCGGUGUUUUGCACCCCGAGGUGUUGCAAUUUUACGAGAUUCCAUAUGCUGCGUCAACCGUUGAGAUCGAUGCAGAGGUUUUCCUUUAG
This is a messenger RNA of Kuraishia capsulata CBS 1993, 1776 nucleotides long. RefSeq lists its product as uncharacterized. The record is from RefSeq and is a predicted model, not a curated record. Gene Ontology annotation, biological process: phenylalanyl-tRNA aminoacylation. The transcript has a single exon. Lineage: Eukaryota; Fungi; Ascomycota; Pichiomycetes; Pichiales; Pichiaceae. Gene Ontology annotation, cellular component: phenylalanine-tRNA ligase complex; cytoplasm. The coding region runs from base 1 to 1776 and encodes 591 amino acids. Gene Ontology annotation, molecular function: RNA binding; magnesium ion binding; ATP binding.